AAGUGUGGGUGACGUAAAAUUUACGCGCCGUACCUGCAACGUCAUCUUCAGUCGACACUAACGCCGGUUGCUAAGCGAGUAGCUAAGCAAACGUUCAUAAUGUCGGCAGAAGAAAGUUGUCGGUUAUGCAGAACCAACCUGAUGGUGAAAGGAGUGAUAACAAACUCAAGAAACCUCUUCACUGUGAACUCCGUGGGAAACCCGUUGUCCCAGCGGUUCCACGAUGUUGGAGUCAUUUUACAAAAAAGACCCGGGGUGUUGUCUCGCAGGAUUUGUGGCAAAUGUUACCGAAAGUUAGUCAGGGUGGAAGAAGCUCUGAGAAAUUUGAAAAAGUGGCAACAGACGGCAGAAAUAGAGGCGACCAUAGAAAAGGACGUACAGAGGGCGGCACAACACCGACACACGACAGAGGACAAUGAUGGCAGCACAUCUAUAAUUUUAAGACACGUGGCCUCCCAAACUGACCCUACAGAGAGGAGAUCAAUCGGCACACAGCAGAAAAACGUCAAAAGCAGAGGUACCCAGGCAAAAAUACCCAGCAGAGAUUGUGGCGUUUGCACCCUCACCUAUCCCUUGGACAGUUCAGUACUGUUCCUGCAGCCAACAGUAGUAAAGAGAGCAUCCAAGAGACCUCGACUCAGCCUUACAGACGAGGAGGGAGGCCCUUCAGAAUGCAGCUCAUCUAUGGUGGAUCACAACCCAGACUAUUCAGCAUGACCUCCGAGGACUCACUGUCGUGGGUUAGCAGCUGUGUGUUUUGGAAGUCUCUUCAUGAAGAAGAGUGGGUGAAUGAUAGAUUAAUGAAUGGAACAAUUACAACAGCUGGGAACCUACAUUUUUAUGGUAUGGUCAUAGAAAACAGCGUCUGUGCAACAAUUUGUAACCUGUGUCCAACUGAUAUGGUGCUAUUCUACGAUUUUUGGUGUUAAGCUAGUUUUUUUCUUCACUUCCUGUGCAGCCAUUACUAUACAGACAGAUGUCCCUAUAGGAAUACUAUGCAGGAUUGUCAGUUACUGUGUGUAGACAUGCUUGCUGGCAAAAGUGAAAGUAAAAGCCAACCCCAGAUUCACUCUCAUUUGGCAUUUUGCCUCACUGCAAUUGCAUUUUUCUGCACUGUGUCUCUUGGAUGCCUGCUGCAGUCCACUUGAACGCUGUGGGGGUACACACCCAUAAAUGUCCCGAACACAGAAAGUACAGGCAGGCAGAGUCGCCACACACUCAUACGUCUAGUGGGCCACAAGUCAUGAUUGAGAAGGAUUAAUUCUGUUUGAGUCUAUACGUUGUUUUAUAGGAAAUUAGCAUUAGCAAGGCAUCAAACCCUCAGCUGCUCUUUAGGAACUAUUAGAUGUGCAAUAAUGGAAAACUGUCUCUAUCCAUACAGCACACUUCCUACUUUAAAGCAGGAACAUAUGUGGUGCCUUGUUAUGUACUGAAAUUUUUACAUAGGUUGUUGUUUUUUUCCUGUUCCUUGUCUAGAAUUUACACCACAAUCUUUCUGUAUACAUUGCAAUUUCACUUCUACAAAAACUAGACAGAGGCAGGGCGGAUGUUCGGACCACUAAAUCUCCAGAAAAGCCACAAAGAAAGAAACACGGCCAGAUAUUAGCCUCACAUUGGUGAAUCUGUUUUCACUGUUAGCAAUUCAGAAAAGCAAAAAUCUGUCAAAUGUAACUAUACUGUAAUGGCUCUAUACAGUCUCUCACCCUUACUGCUAAACUAGAGGUCAGUUUCAAUUCAGAUUUUUUAAAAAUUCCACCUCAGUGAAUAUCUGCCCACACUUCCCUAUUUUACACCGUGUCAAUCAGGAUGUGAUUCUGUGUACACAGCACUUUUACAAGAAAAGAGAGGGCAUUAAACCACAAAAUUAGGAUGAGAUACUUCCUAUUUUAAGUGUAUCUGUGUUUAGUGUUGUCAAAAAUAUCGAUUUAUCAAUACUCAUUCUGAAUAUUUGAAAAGGUUUCAAAACUCAUUUUCUGCAGUAUUGAUACACCAGUACCAGCUGUGCUUUCUUCUUCUUCUCUCUUAACAUUAUUGUUUACUACAGUCAAGAGAAGUAGUUUUGCUGUUAUAGCCUUGUUCUCUUUUAACUAAAAAUGUAACUUGUAUGCCCUCAAUAUCAGUUUUUCCCCAUGGUUUUUAAAAAUGGUAUUUACUAUUGAUAUUUUUCAGGAUAUUGUAUCAAAGUUAGAGGCUCCAGUUGUUAUACGAUGAAUUUUCACUUUGCUUAAUCAUCGUAUCAUGAACAUUUGCUGCUAGCUGCAGACAGACAGACAUUGAUUGAACUGACCUG
Molecule: messenger RNA, 2290 nt
Organism: Epinephelus fuscoguttatus (brown-marbled grouper)
Lineage: Eukaryota; Metazoa; Chordata; Actinopteri; Perciformes; Serranidae
Exons: 3
Coding region: 100-717 (205 amino acids)
Source: RefSeq, a predicted model, not a curated record